AUGCUUGCGUCUUUUCACCUCCUUUAUAAACGUCCGUCUAUCGAUGCUCUGACUCGCGUUCAAUCAUCUCUCUCGUGGUUUCCUUCAGGACCGGAGCCUCCCACCGACAUAGUCUUCAGUGAGUUGACUGAAAAGUCUCUGACCGUGUCGUGGACCAAACCCAAGACUCCGGUCAGUGGCUUCAAGGUCACCUACACCCACUUGGAGGAAGGUGAGCCGGUGUCGGUGUCUGUGGACUCAGGCGACUCCAAUCUCCCCCUGUCCAAGCUCUCGCCCGGGUCUACCUACGAGGUCAGCAUCAUCUCCGUCCUCGGACUGGACGAGAGCGAUCCACUGAAGGACUCUGUCACAACUCUCCCCGACCCCCCAACAGACCUCAGAGCUGUAAACGUCACAGACACAACCGCCUUGCUGCUGUGGCGUCCAGCGUUGGGUGCUGUUGAUAAGUACGCCAUCGUGUACGGAGCUGGUACAGAUUCAGAGUUGAGGAUCUCGGUGUCUGGAAACACAGCAGAGCAUCAUCUGAGCGGUCUGGAAGGAUCCACCACCUACACCGUCAGAAUAACCAGCCAGCUGGGCAGCCAGGAGAGCUCCGAGGCCACCACCAGCUUCACCACCACCAGAGGUUCAGGCGGAGACGGCGAAGGACCACGAGAUCUUCAGGCGAGCAAUGUGACUCCUCGCACCGCCAUGUUGACGUGGAAGCCGCCCCUGAACCCCGUGGGAAGCUACAGACUGACGUACCAGACCGAAGACCAAGGGAUGAAGGAGGUGAUCGUGGACGCCUCGGUGACUCAGUACAACCUGAGCAGACUUUACCCCGGCUCGAAGUACUCUGUGCAGCUGCAGGCAGAGAGCGGAGGAGUGUACGGCGCCGCCAUCUCCACCGAGUUCACCACGGGCCCGCUGAGGUUCCCGUUCCCCACAGACUGUUCCCAGGAGCUGCUGAACGGCAUCAGGACGUCAGGAGAGCUGGAGAUCUUCCCUACGGGCAAACACGGGACGACCAUGAUGGUUUCCUGCGACAUGGAGACGGACGGAGGCGGCUGGACGGUCUUCCAGAGGAGGAAGGACGGCUCGGUGAACUUCUUCAGGGGGUGGAAGGAUUACACGAGAGGGUUCGGAGACGUGAACGGAGAGUUCUGGCUGGGACUCGAUAACCUUCACAACCUGACCACCAUGACCCGGAUGAAUCUGCGCGUCGACCUGCGAGACCAAGACGACGCGGUGUUCGCUAAAUACAUGACCUUUGAGGUGGCGAAGAGGAACUACAAACUGUCUGUGGGCGGGUACAGCGGCACGGCAGGCGACUCUCUCACGUAUCACAACAACCGGCUGUUCUCCACCAAAGACCGGGACCCCACGCCGUUCAUCACCCGCUGCGCCAUGUCGUACCGAGGAGGCUGGUGGUACAAGAACUGCCACGAAGCCAACCUCAACGGGCUCUACGGCAUCGACGUCAAACACCAGGGAAUCAUCUGGACCAGCUGGAAGGGCAAAGAGCACUCCAUCCAGUUCACCGAGAUGAAGAUGAGACCGGCGUCCUUCAGAGGAUGAAGAAUUAGAGGAAGAGGAGGAGGAGGAGGAUGAACUGUUAAACACAUGCAUGGACAGCAGUGUUGUUCAUUACAUGUGCUCAGACACACACACACACACACACACACACACACACACUGCAGAGAUGAAGUCGUAUUUUUUCAUUUGUAUAGAGGUCAGUUAUCAGUAUUUUACUGUAGAUUGUACAGUUUUUAUCUUUACUUCUUAAAGCAGGGCUGCUCCCACUUCUUUCUCCGUAUUUAAAGGGCCAGUUCACCAACAUGAGAACAAAACACAGCCAGCCGCGCCCUGAGUUUAAAGGUUGAUCGUAACGCUCCUGCAGAUACUCGGGUAUAAAGACAGAGUGUCGUUUACAUGGAGCGGAUGUUCGCAGCACUUUAGAGGCGACUGUCUUAAUGUUCACAGAGAAGGCAUCGAAGGGUUAAUACGAGGCGUAUAAAGGAACAGUUCCCCAAGAAUGAUCCAGAUUAUGAAUUCCACUGUUUUCAAUCCAGGACCAGAGCUCUAAAUGGAACUGCUUGUUACAUACUUUGUCCACAAGGGGGCGGCAUACUCCACACAAUGUUACAGAACCACACGGCUGCUUUAAAAGACAGAUGUUUGAUAUUAACCGCUUUAUGAUGGAUCGUCUACAACCACAGUGGCCACGGUUACAUGAUGUUUCUUAAUUCUGAAUUGAGGUUUACAUGGAAAACACAUUUAAUCGUCUUUAUUCCUCUUAAGGUCUGGGGGUUGGGAAGGGUUCUGAUUGGACAGGAGUGGCGUGACGUCCUGCUUCAACUAUUUCCACUUGUGUGUUUUUUACCUGGGUGGCGUCUCUGUCAGGGAAACCUCUCUCCAUUAACUCGGACGCUACAGCUUUAAGAAGGUCCACAUUUUGAUUCUUCUGUCCAUCAACUCUUUUCAUGAUAUCCAUUUCUUCUAAGGCUCCUGUUAAAUAAAUAGUCUCAGCUCGAGUCCAA
Messenger RNA from Notolabrus celidotus (New Zealand spotty), 2519 nucleotides. RefSeq names its product tenascin. Gene Ontology annotation, molecular function: protein binding. The record is from RefSeq and is a predicted model, not a curated record. NCBI's taxonomy places the organism in Eukaryota, Metazoa, Chordata, Actinopteri, Labriformes, Labridae. The transcript has 12 exons. Bases 1 to 1557 code for a protein of 518 amino acids.